Molecule: messenger RNA, 3198 nt
Organism: Synchiropus splendidus (mandarinfish)
Lineage: Eukaryota; Metazoa; Chordata; Actinopteri; Syngnathiformes; Callionymidae
Gene: hacd2
Product: 3-hydroxyacyl-CoA dehydratase 2
Exons: 7
Coding region: 102-836 (244 amino acids)
Biological process (GO): fatty acid elongation; very long-chain fatty acid biosynthetic process; sphingolipid biosynthetic process
Cellular component (GO): endoplasmic reticulum membrane
Molecular function (GO): 3-hydroxyacyl-CoA dehydratase activity
Source: RefSeq, a predicted model, not a curated record
CCACAGACAACGCUUCCUGGUUGGCACAGAGUGGUUUCCUGUCUCGGUGAAACUGACAGCCUCUUUGGUACUGGUCCAAAGAUCAUUGAGCUCAUUUGGUCAUGUCGGCACCGUCGUUGGGGUCCAGCAAAUCGGCCCACAGUGAUGUGGGCUCCAAAAAGAAGAAGGGACCCGGUGCGUUGGCCACGGCCUACCUGGUUAUCUACAACGUUGUUAUGACAGCGGGAUGGCUGGUGAUUGCUGUGGGUCUGGUGAGAGCGUACCUGGCCAGAGGCAGCUACCACGGCUUGUAUUAUUCCAUUGAGAAACCUCUUAAGUUCUUUCAGACUGGUGCAGUGCUGGAGAUUCUCCACUGUGCCAUAGGAAUCGUACCCUCCUCAGUGGUGCUGACGGGAUUCCAGGUCAUGUCGCGGGUGUUUCUCACCUGGGCUGUCACUCACAGUGUGAGAGAGGUGCAGAGUGAAGACAGCGUGCUGCUCUUUGUUGCUGCGUGGACCAUCACAGAGAUCAUCCGCUACUCCUUCUACACCUUCAGUCUGCUCAAUCACCUGCCGUACCUCAUCAAGUGGGCCAGAUACACUUUCUUCAUCGUGCUGUAUCCCAUGGGAGUGACCGGAGAGCUUUUGACCAUCUAUGCAGCGCUGCCCUCAGUGCAAAAGACGGGCCUGUUCUCAGUCACACUCCCCAACAAGUACAACUUCUCCUUUGACUACUACACCUUCCUCAUCCUCGUCAUGGUCUCCUACAUUCCUCUUUUCCCGCAGCUCUACUUCCACAUGAUCCGACAGAGGAAGAAGGUUCUGGGACACGUGGAGGACUAUAGCAAAGUGGAAUGAGCAUAGCAGCGAUCAGGAAGAUGCAGGACCUGACGCCAAAACAAGCAACAGGGGAGCAACUUAACCACGUCUGCUUAUGCAGCCCGACCAGUUUGUCCUGACGGCCGCUUGGUCCUGGCACAUGAUCCAGUUAUUAACCUCGUCCUCCAGCUCAGUCUUGUAGAAUCUCGCAACCCUUUUUUUUAUUAUUAUUAUUUUGUAUUAAUAUUAUUAUUGAAUUCAUAGAAUGCCACUAUUUUGGGGAUAAUUUCAUUUGACUCUGAGCUAGGAAAAAGGGUAAAAAAAAAAACAGGACUGAUGAUGACAUCACAGUGACCGUAGAAUUGUCCCUGUAGAUUCCUUUCAGUCAGACAGAAGCAACAUUGUCAGGUGAGUACACUGACAAGUUUGAACAUCCUGAUUUAUGUUUGCAUUGGCCCAUUGACUCCAAUCUUAAUUUUCUCCAAUAAACAUGUUUGAGUGUUUGCCUGCAUGGUUUUGUGUUCUGUUUGUUUGUGACAUGGUGUUGUGUUGACUUCCUUUUUUGUUCAUGUUUCACACCUUCAGCUUUUCUAAACUUGAACAAUCAGACUUCCCACUUCAGGCGUUGCCUGCAUGUUCGAAAGACCAAGCUGAUGUGACAAUUUUCCAAGUAUUAUUUAAUGGAAAUCUCUAAAGUCAGUGGGACAUGUUCCAUUAAUAAUUAUUAAUUUGGCCUGCCUGCCGUCUUCCUUUCUUAGCCUUUUUGGGGUAGCAGAAAACUACACCCAGUAAGAGAUGCAGGCUUGGCAUCUCGCAACUCAUGACUGCCCUCUAGUGGGCGACUAAUCUGGCAACUUCAUUGUUUAUUAUUGGGAGUUGACGUCUGUGUAGGCACGGAGAUUUAUAGCACGGAGAUUUACUCGGAAUCCAAUGUUUGAGUAAAAAUGGAAUGCGCUCUUUUGAAGGCUUAGGUGUAACAUAAAGAUUCCCCGAGACGAGGAUUGAUCAGUAAUGGCGCCAUAAACGACAAGAACCCAUCUAUGUGCUGGUUGUUUUCUUGGUCUUAUUGUGCUCUGAAUACCAGAGUCAAAAAAUGUCAGGAACCUGAGAGAGGUUCGAACCACCCCAACUACGGUCAUUAUUAGAGGUGAUGAACAUGGCAAAAAAAUCUAUCCAUUUAUGACCUCAUUAGAAAGGGACCAUACAAUCUGCAAAGUUCAGGAAAUAAAACAUAAUAUUCAACCCUACAUAGUUUUUCUCAGUCACAGAAUGAGGGCUGGGUCUUUCAUUGUGUGCCUCCUGAAAAGCGACUACAGAAACGGUGCAGGAAUGGUAGCGAAAGGGUCGACGGGGUUCAAAUGUAGCACAGACUUUAACAUGGUCAGCCAUGCGACACAAAACUUAGUAAACGUAGUUAACAGACAUCAUUUUUGUGAGUUAUUAUUUCUCAUUCAUAUUAUUCUGUCCAUGAGAUUUCUUCUUUGCUCACUUCUAUAGACAAAAAGUUCAAGUUGUCAGACUUUUCAGCUUUGUGUGGACUGUAAUGUGUUUUCACUAGUUAUGUAUCUGAAAAUAUGUUCUCCUGUAUCACAAGAUAAUCUCAACCUUGUGAUGAUGUUAGAUUUAUUUUUUUCCCCUACUUUUAACAUAUGACUGUCUUUGACUCCAUUAAACACUGCAGCACCCAGAAAUGCUAUGGAACACAGCUAUAAAUGAAAUAAUGAAUAUGCAGCAAUUGGGAGGAGCUGAUCCCACAUGCCCAUGAGGUCCUAAUGGCAAGGCAUUUUGCGUUGUCAGUCCCAUUUUGAGUUUUAAUGAAUUAGAAUGGCCUGGAUCUGAUUCUAUUCAGUGGUUUAAAAGCAAAGCAGUAGUGCACACGGUCCUAAUCUUAUCGCUGCUUGGCAUGUCACUAAAACUGAACCUGUGCUUUGUAGAUGACUUGAAAUAUGACCAGCCACAGCCGCCGAGGAAGCCCAACAGAGGUCAGAAACACAUCGUGAGCACAAUUUCUUGAGCAGCAUUUGACUAUCAGAUCCGAGAAUCCUUUAUGUCAGGAGUUUAUUUUUGAGCUGUGAGUUCAUUUCACUUGAAAAAAAAGUGCCCAACCCAGUCACGUUGGUCCUCUCGUGUUUCAAUCAUUGAUAUGUAGCAAGGUGGGUGGUACCUUUAAGUGAUGUCAAAUGUUCUGUCUCUGUAUCUAACAACGAUGGAGCAUGAUUUGGUUUACAACCGUUUACAAAGUGCAUCUUGUCAUCAAAGUGCAUGAAGGAUUGUAAAUGGAUGACUGGAAUGAGUGUUUCAAUCCAAAAGGGAAAAAAGCAUGGCACAAGGCCUGAUAAAUAAAGUUUUGAUACACUAGAUGACUUUGUUCAUGUGUAACUGAAUUUACAAUAAAUCCUUG